Messenger RNA from Tricharina praecox, 2286 nucleotides. RefSeq lists its product as uncharacterized. The coding region runs from base 1 to 2286 and encodes 761 amino acids. The transcript is spliced from 3 exons. Lineage: Eukaryota; Fungi; Ascomycota; Pezizomycetes; Pezizales; Pyronemataceae. The record is from RefSeq and is a predicted model, not a curated record.
AUGCUGAACAACGAGCAAGUCCCACGGGCCCAGAAGCCUAACAUCAAAGAGGAAGACGUCAUGAAGUGUGUCUUAGAGCAUAAAGAUUUUAAGGUGCCCUCUAAUAUCAGAAGGGAUAUCGCCCCGAAGGAUUUGCCAGCCUUUGAUCAUCUGGAGCACUAUGGCGUCACCGACGACCAGUCACGCGAGCUGUGGGAGAGGGAAGUACGUCGCUUGGUGAGGUACGCCAACAAUAGAGAGGAAGAAUUGCAGUUCUCCGAUGAUACUCUGUUCAAGGAUGACUCGGGCUCGCCGCGUGCAUACCGUUGCCUUGCAAAUCUGGCCGACCGCAUUUUGGAUUGUGAUAGGAUCAGACGCCACGACAAUGAGUUCCUCCUUCUGAAGCAUUGCAAAGAUCUCCACGUCAGCCAGGCAUACGAGCGGGACCGGAGGUUUCUCUGUAGAUUCGAGACCGGUUCCAUGGACGACGAAAUGACGGACGAGGAAAGCCGCACUGCCAUAUUCUGUCUGGUGGACUACACCACGGCGGUCUUCGCUCGCUUUUUCAUUCAAGCCGCUUACAGUGAUGAGUGGGCACAAAAUUGUCUUGCAAUCCUGGCUACCUGGUCAACAGCGAUAAAGAUCAUCUCCGAAAAACCGGCCGCUUUUUCUACCGUGUCUUUGGACAGAACCGAAGAGAAGACCGAGUCCGACAAUUCGAAGCGGAAACUUCCGGAAGUGGUCGGAGGCGGUCCUGGGGAGAAACGAGAUAUUGAAACCAUGGAUCAAGGCCUCAAAGAGUUUUAUAUUGCCAAGAAAAAGAAAUAUAGGCAACUCGAAGACCUGGUGCAGUAUCUGCUUGCCAGUUUGACGGAACAGAGGAUUGGUUGUCUCACCAAAUACGAGAUCUGCUCCAUUGUUUACGAGACUGGGCUCGAGGGCUUCCAAACACUGCUUUUCAGGGACCGCGAGGGAGAGCUUCUAGCCACUUCGGACCCGCCCUGCCUGAAUAUCGCUCACUCGGGUUUUGCUAUUCUGGACAGAACCGUGCAAUCCCUCCGGAGAGAAUAUACUCGCAACCCGCCUUCAAUCGCAGGUACUACCACUUCCACGCUACAGACUAAGGUUACCUGGAGUUAUAGUAGCGACAUGGUAGGCCAUGAAGAUGGAGCUCCUCACAACCCUUUGGACCAGGGACACACUCCGGAACAACACUUGCCUCUGGAAAGCAUGAGAAAUAUCAUCACUGUCACAGUCGCACUUCUCAUAACAUCUCCAAUGAUUGUUUCAGCAACCAUUGACAUAAUCAGGCUGAUUGCUCUCACCAAUGUCGAGAAUCCGGACGAAACGAUUCGACCUUAUGAGACGACGAAAUUCAAGGCAUUUUUCCGUAUAUACACCAGCGACUUUGAGAAUGCGGGGGGCGAAAAAGGCGGUUAUGUUUCAACAUUGUCCAAAGGUUUGAUGACCAGGGACAAGCUCCUUUCUGGGCCGAAGAUCGCAGCUAUUUCCGGUUCCACUCGAUUCAUGGACACUACCGUGUCCUCUCGAAAUGCAUCUGCGCGUGUCAAUGCCCUCAGCAUCAGAGAUGCGAACGAAAGGAUGAAUGAAUGGAUUUUCGAUCAAAAAGCCGUAAUAGUGAAUUGUCGAUUCUACGUAUGGACCGUUAUCACUUCGGCUGCCAUUCUUGUGGUUGGUGGUCUGGCCAUAGGCUUCACAGUUCGCAACAGAAUCGUGGCAGUCGAUCCUUUCAAUAUUACGACUUACGCCUGGGUUCUCGCCGCCUUUCUUGUACUGAUCUGCAAAAGCGUCAGAGUUGAGACCUGGUCGUGGCGAGACUUUCUGAACUUCACGGUGCAAUGCAAAAGCAUCAGCGAACUCCACGACGUCACCGGCAUUCCCGAGCAACUCAUAAUCGCCAAACUUUUGCACGAGGAGCGCACGACGAUCCUCCACACGCGUGGGCCCUACAACUUCGCCUUUACGAGACGUUCCGACGACGGCUUCUCGAUCGACGUUCCGCUCACCAUGUGGACCAUGUUGCUGAGCGGAUUGAUUAUGGCACAGGUAAUGACUCCGCAAGGCUACGCACUCGUCUGUUUGGAUGUGAGACGUGGAACCAAGUACUCGUGCGUCGGUCACCAGGUGAGCUCAGUGGACGCAAAAGAGAAGUUGGUUUGUCUCGAUCCGACAACGUCACAGAAGCGGGGUACUGGCAAGCACCAUCUCUUUUCGCUUCAGAAGAAGGAGAUAGAUUGGAUGAGUGUGCAGGGCCUGUUCAACAUGCCUGACGCAGAAUUUGUGUGA